Messenger RNA from Funneliformis caledonium, 2877 nucleotides. NCBI's taxonomy places the organism in Eukaryota, Fungi, Glomeromycota, Glomeromycetes, Glomerales, Glomeraceae. The record is from the annotation of a GenBank genome assembly.
AUGUGGCACAGAAUUCUAAAUACAUCAUCAACGUCAACUCUCGUAUCAUCAAAACACUCUGAAUCAAUCGAUAAAUCAGAGAGCAGUAAACCAAUGUUAAAGAAGGCUAUUUCCAUGGACUCUCUACAUAAAAAACCUGUAUAUUUAAAGAAGAGAAAUGGUAGUCUUGACACAAAUGGUUUCGGUCAAAGUUAUUGGUUUACAAACGAAAAGAAGUCCCCCACAAGUGAACACUCGACAAGUUCACAGGAUGAGACUUAUGUGGUCGCUUUGAUUGGUAAACCGUCCGUUGGUAAAUCAACAAUUGUGCGGACAGGUUUGAAUAACUUGGCACCAAUAACAAAUGUCGGCAGAGAAACAAAUAUUUUACAUGCUCCAACAUUAAUAACAGAAAUUGAUGUCGAUGACCAUGCGUAUCCUGUUGAAGUGUUAGAAGUUCAAGAGAGUGUUUUCGACAUGAAAGCUCCUCCCGUUCGAUGGCCAAAAGACCUUCCCGAGAUUGAUGGGAUUCUGGUUUGCUAUGACGUCACAUCACGUGCGUCGAUAUCGAACAUAGAAUGGCUUCUGAAUGCUUUCAGAGAGUUUCAAAUCCCAACAAUAUUGGUCGCUUGCAAAGCAGACUGUGAAUCAUCAAAACGACAAGUCGAUACAUCAUUCGGCCCAACCCUUGGUGAUCUAUUUAACGUUGGUUUCAUUGAAUUGGACACAAGAUCGGAUGCCGGAAUACAGAAAAUUCAUGACGUAUUCUCAAUGUUACUAAGAUUAUCGAUACGGCAUCGAGAAUUCUUUCGACAAGGUCACGUUAAAGGAGCCGACUCGUCAUCAGAUUCAUUAUUUUUACACAGCGUAAGCAGUGAUGCUGAAUCGGAAAAGGCAGCACUAAGUCACAGAAGAACGUCAAGUGACUUAAGUCAUGAGUCAAGGGGACGAAGAAAGUUUUCAAAUUUAUCGGCGGUACGAUUUAUGGGAAAUCGAUAUGGUAGUCGCUUCGGAACUGCUAAAGUUUAUUCGCGAAAAUCGCGAUCCCCCUUAAACAGGCUAAGUAGUGAUGAUGAAGGUGGAUCUCUUUCUCGUUCACUUCCUCGUUCUAUACCAAUUUCCGAAGUUUCUAAACAUUUUUCAUCUAUAGUAAUAACUCCGCCGCAAACGCCCCCGACACAUUCAAUCUUAUCUCAAGUUUCUCUACCUCCAGCUCCUGCAUCUCCAAUUAAACCUCACCACCCCGAAAGGAAUUCUUAUCGACGAUCCAUUUUACCUUCAUCGAACCUACUGCAAGUUAUGGAGGUGGAAGAAGAAAGGGAUAUUGUCUCUGUGAAAUCCGCAAAUAGUAGAAUUUCAUCUGCAAGUUAUGAUUCUACUUUAAGUUCGAUCAGUGGAAGGAGUGAUAAUUCUUUAAAUUUGGAAGGUUUCUUUAUCAACGAUAUUUUAGAUAAGGGACCAAACAAGUGCACUGGAAAUCGUACGGAUGGUAUGACAAUCGACGAAUUGAUUCAUCGAUUAACUGUUGGAGGUCAAUACGGUACUACAUAUGAUGAUCCAUUUACGAUCACCUUCUUUGUUAUUUACCGAACCUUCAUGAGACCUCGAGAUGUUUUGGUCAAGUUGAUUCAAAGAUUUUAUGAAUGUGAAAAAGAUAUUAGGGAUAAUCGAAAUACAACUCAUGAAAAAAUAUGUAACUUGUUGUUUACUUGGAUAACUCAACAUCCAAAUGACAUGAUUCAUCCUCAUACACGGAAGAUGUUGCGUCAGUUAUUUGGCAAAAUUACAACAUGCUCUCAUCUUUCGUAUUAUGCUGUCAUUCUUGACCCCUUAGUUAAUGGAACAGUACCUGAAGAAGAUCCUGACUCUAUAUGGGGAUUUAGCGAUGUUGAUGAUGAAGAGCUUGCCAGGGAAGAGGAAGUAAAGUGUAACGGAGACACCAAUAAACCGUCCUCUAAAAAAGACAGUGGUAUUGGUAGCUUGUUCAGUGACAAUCCGGACGAUUAUCAAUCGGAGUUAACCGCAUCAUACCUUGGACAUCCUUGUCGGCCGAGUCUUUCAAAACACCGAAAAGCUUCUUUAAUCAUUGUAAAUAAUGGAUCGUCCGGAAGGCCGAUAUGUCAGUUACCUUUCGAAGAAUUUCCUGAAAAGACGAUUGCAAAUGAACUAACCUAUCAAGAGUUUCAACUUUUCAAAAAAAUUACGGCGAGAGACUUGUUGAGACAUAUUUGGUCGCCACAAGGAAGUCCACAGCGUGAAAAUGGUAGAGUUGCUCAAUCCAUUAAACAUUUCAAUUUCAUUUCAAAUUGGGUUUCUACAAUGAUUUUAUCUCAAGAAAAAUUGAAAUAUCGCGCUUCGAUGCUGAAAAAGUUCAUGAAAGUUGCAGUGAUUGUUCGAGAAUCUAAUAACUAUAAUACUUUGAUGGCAAUUAUUGCUGCGAUCAAUUCUGCGCCAAUCUCACGACUUCGUCGUACACGCGAAAUUAUAAAAGGAAAGUCGACAUAUAAAAAAUUUCAUAAUCUGGAAGUUUUAAUGUCAACGGACAAGUCCUUUGGUAAUUAUCGAAUGGCAUUGAAGGCACCUUCAAGGGGGAAUGACGAACUAUUAGGGAUACCUUAUCUCGGUAUUCAUUUACAGGACUUAUUGUCUAUCGGAGAGGGGAAUAGGAAUUUUCAGGAAGAUGGCAGAAUUCAUUGGAACAAGUUCUCUCUCAUGGGUAGUGUCAUCAACAUGAUCCGAAAGUUUCAAAAGAAAUCUUAUGAUAUUAAGAACAAUAAAUUCAUUGAAAAGUUUAUUGCCGAUACAUUGGUGAUGAGCGAUGAUGACCUAUAUAAUAGGUCAUUGGAUCUUGAACCUCGAAUUCAAAGGUCUUCUAGUACAAGUAGAGUACGAAGGUAG